Messenger RNA from Oppiella nova, 1947 nucleotides. The record is from the annotation of a GenBank genome assembly. Lineage: Eukaryota; Metazoa; Arthropoda; Arachnida; Sarcoptiformes; Oppiidae.
AUGGGCAUAAUAUACUACGAAGAGGUUGCGAACAAAGCAUUCUCUGUGGGACCAAAGAAAUUGAAAAGAUUUGCCAAAACUGCCGGUUAUUGUGUUUCCACAUUCCUAUUGAUUACACAAUUCGGCUUUUGCUGUGUUUACGCACUUUUUGUCGCCGAAAACUUACGUCAAGUCUUUAAAGGCUUAUCAAACGAAAAAGUGGACCUGGAGGUUCACAUCUACAUGUUAAUGUUGCUUCCGUUCGUGAUUGCACUGAAUUUUAUCAAAAGUCUGCGAACACUGUCAAUAGCGUCGGCGGCGGCCAAUCUCUUACAAACAACCGGUUUGUUUAUAGUCUUCUAUAAUCUAAUCCAAGAGUUGCCGCACACGUGGGAGAGACCGGCUUUCGUCGAUAUAAAGAAGUUUCCAUUAUAUAUGGGAACCGCUAUCUAUGCGUUCGAAGGCAUCGGUUUAGUGCUUCCCCUCCAGAAGGAGAUGAGAGAACCGGACGCUUUCGGCGGUCCUAUUGGUGUCCUCAACACUGGGAUGACAGUCGUUGCCUGUCUUUACACUGGAGUCGGAUUUUUUGGAUAUUUAAAGUUCGGCGACAAAGUGUUGGGAUCUAUUACUCUGAAUCUUCCGCCCGAACCCCUCUAUGAGACGUGUCGUCUGAUGUUCGCGUUGGCUAUAUUCCUGUCGUACGCCAUCCAGUUCUACGUGCCCUUCAAUAUAAUCUGGCCGUCCGUUCAGUUUCGCUUCAAACUCAAGGCAGACGUCAGGAGAACCCGUGUCAUCGAACUCUUUUUGCGCGGAUUUCUGGUCGCCUCCACCUUCGCAUUGGCCGCAGCCAUCCCACGAUUGGAUCUAUUCAUAUCACUGGUCGGCGCCCUUUCCAGCAGUUGUUUGGCCCUAAUAUUUCCUCCUAUUAUAGAGUUGGCCACCAAAUGGGAUAUGAGGAGAGAAAGGGGUACGAACUGGUGGCUACUCGUCGCCAAAAACACGUCUAUAUUCCUGAUAGGGAUCAUCGGUUUCUUCACCGGAACUGCUGACCCGCGGUUCAGUGCAAUGCUGUCGCAGCCCUUCUCGGGCUCAACACCUCUCGACUUAUUUAAGUUUUAUGUCGAAGAACUCAAAGCCAGAUAUGAAGACGAAAAGCAAUUGAUUAAAGACAUCCUCAAGAGUAAAGACUUUGAGGUGACCAUUGCCACCACUUAUAUAGACUUCGCCACUAUUCUGAGUGAAGACACGAGAAGUGCGACACUCGACGGCGGAAACGUUAAAAUCAUUUACGAGAAGCUCAUCGAAAGAGAGAAGGAGAGGGAAAGGGAGCGAAUCAAAGAGGAACAGAAGAUUAAGCGUAAACUAGAGACCGCUUUCUUAGCUGUAUUGGCAAAACUGGAUCCGCCUAUCGAUGAGGACUCCGAUUGGGAUUCUGUCAGACAUCUCAUUGCCAAUGAAGAGGCUUUUAUGGCUAUUCCUACAGAAGCCGAGAGAAUAACAAUAUUCAAGAGUUGCAUCCGAACUAUGGAGGAGUCGUGUAGUCAUCACCACUCGAAGGCUAAGAAGAGCUUCUAUUCCAACAAAAAGACCGAUAAAUCCAAGAAAAUUAAGAAAAGAUCUCAUUCUUCCUCGUCUUCAUCUUCAUCGUCGAGUGGAGACGAGCGCCGACACAAACGCAGUGAAACCACUAAAAAGGACAGUCGAUCCCAUUCUAGAAGCGAUCGUUCCGCUCAUUCUCACAGCUCUUCCAGUGAUAGCGAAAAGGAGUUUCAGAAAUUCAAACCAAUUCCUCCGCGAAAGCAGUCUUCUGAAUCCGAUGACGAAAGGGCGCGAUUGGAAUCUCCAGAGAAAAGUAAAGCAACGGAAAAGACUUCCAAUGCUAACGAGUCUUUCGACGAUUUGGAAGAAUUGGAGAAACAAAGGAGAAUAUUGUUGCAACAGUUGGCCGCACAUCACACCACCCAAUGA